AACUGCAAACAUCCUUCGAGAAACAGACACCGGGACGCUCGAGCACACUGGGACGAUUUCUGGGUUGUUCUGCUUCUUGUUUUAUUUUAUUUUUACAUUUUCUGCAACAAACACUGGGCCAUCAUUAACAUCAUGAAGGAAAGGAGAAAUACACAGCCGCUGGUGGUGAGAUGUAAACUGGUUCUUGUGGGAGACGUUCAAUGCGGAAAAACGGCGAUGUUGCAAGUCCUGGCGAAGGAUUGCUAUCCAGAGACCUACGUGCCCACGGUAUUUGAAAACUACACCGCCUGUCUGGAGCUGGAGGAGCAGCGAGUGGAGCUAAGUCUGUGGGACACUUCAGGUUCUCCAUACUACGAUAAUGUAAGGCCCCUGUGCUACAGUGACUCAGAUGCAGUUUUGCUGUGUUUUGACAUCAGCCGUCCUGACACUGUGGACAGCAGUCUGAAGAAGUGGAAAACUGAGAUCCUGGAUUUCUGUCCAAGCACACGGAUCCUGCUCAUUGGCUGUAAGACCGACCUGCGCACAGAUGUCUGCACGCUGAUGGAGCUGUCCAAUCAGAAACAGACUCCUAUCACCUAUGAGCAGGGUUCUGCUAUGGCCAAGCAGCUGGGUGCAGAGGCCUACCUGGAGUGUUCAGCGUUUACCUCGGAGAAAAGCAUCCACAGUGUGUUCCGCAUGGCAGCGAUGGCCUGCAUCAACAAGCUGCAGCCUCUCCCGAAGCCCAGCCCCACCCGCCGCCUCUCCAAAAGACUUCUCCACCUGCCCAGCAAGUCUGAUUUGCUUUCCUCCACCUUCAAGAAAGAGAAGGCCAAGAGUUGCUCGGUCAUGUGAGUGGAGACCUCUUGGGUUACAGUCCUCACAUGCAACUCCCAGCCCCUGCCUCUUUGGUCUCGGGGAAGGGGGGGUGGGCAUGAUGGUUUUAUCAGGGCUUCCUGCUGAAUCCUUCCCUCACCCCCCCAGAAACCAAACACCCCUCAGAAGAGGUGGACACUUCGCUGUCCACUUGCUCCUGAACCUUUUAGCGCACACACAUCUUUUUCCACUACUGUUUAUCUUGCUUUCGAACAAACAUCAGUCAAGGUUUGAUCAUCAAGCUAUCGUUUUUUUGCAGUAUGCAACUACAAUGGUGUUACAUCUGUCUGAUUUUACUAUCUCUAGGCACAUGUUGAUUUUGUCCAAAUUGGAAAUGUGCAACAUGUGACGAUUUAUCUUGUGAUGUAAAAGCCUCUGAGACAAUUCAAUUGGUAUAAGUACAAACACAAUUUUAGCAUGAAACUGUCAGGAAUUAGCAACAUCCUGUACAUCCCUCUUAGUAAGGUGUGUGAGGUGUGAAAUAGCUUAUCGCUGGUGUCCCCAUUUAGGCCUUUGAAAGCACAGAGAGUAAAAGGAGUAUUGGGACAAACCACAAUGAAGAGCUAUUACAUAUAUAGAGCUGUUCUCAUUGUCUCAUUGGUGAUAAGAGCAGGGAUAAGAGCUGUGAGUGCAGGCUGCUGCGCAGACAGCAGUCUAGACUAAUUCAACCUGCAUGGAUUGUUGAUGCAUGGUUGUGUAGCUCUGGACAGCGCUGCUCCACAGGUUUCAGUGGAGAAGCCUGAAGAGGCUCUGUGUGUACAAAUUGACAAAAAUGUGUAAAAAGUGUACUUGGGCUUCCGAUGUCUCUCCUGUCACGGCUGGAGUCUAUUUUAAAAUACUAUUUUGGUGACGGGACAUACACAUUUUAAUGGAUGAGAAAAGAUGCUUUUAUAUAAAAAGCAUGACAGUUCGAUGCCGAGCUGUCGAGUGUUAUUUAUUAAGCUGUGGCUGGUUAUUGUUGCCAGUCUAAGUGUUAUGUGGCAUAUUUAAAAGCAUAGGGAUAAUGCCUACCUAAGUCAAACUGACUACUAAUGGAAAAAAUCUGGUUUGCAAUUUCAAAUAUUCUUCAGAAAAGAUUUGUAGCAUUGCGUUCUUCACAGUUUUUCAACAAUUCUCAAAUGGUAUGCAGUUUUGAAAAAUGCCUUUCAUAUCAUUUUCCCGGAAGUCAUUGAGAUUUUUUGACUACUGUAAUAUGCCUGUGGAUUUCUCUCAUUUGCAACAAUCCAAUGUAGCACCCCCAACCUGACUCUACUCUUCCAAGGUGACUCUAGUUUUUGUGUUGUACACUCUUGUUAUAAUCUGCCUCCAAUUAGCAGCACUUACUGUAGGUUACAAUGACUACGAAGCAAAAAUGACACCCUUUCGGAGCUUAAAUCUUUGGCUUAAUGGUUAUGUGUGUGUGCAGCAUUGAUCUCUGUGCUUCUAACCAUAAAGCAAUAAUGAUUUAAGUGCUUGUGAUACAAGGUAACCUGUGCGGCAACAAAAAUGCAGCUUUGUGAUUACUGUCAUGCUAUAAGCACUCCAUGGACAUCCUUGUUAUGGACUGAAACCAUCUCUGCUGUACAAAGAGGCUGCUGAUCUGUGUUUGGCUCUCCUCCUCCGUGUAAGUAGCCACUGGUAUAUAGAAUAACCAAUGACGAUGUCCUGAUAUGAAAUAGAUAGUUCAUGAUCAAGAGUGAACAACGCUCUUUGAGUUGGAGAUGUUAGACUUUGGUGUCAAUUUUACAUAAUCAUAAUAAGAAAGUUUUGUGGCAGUAGGACUUAACUAAGCUGCUGUGUGAGUGGGUUGACUGUGCAGUAUAUGCUUUUAAAAUUGGAAAUCUACUUCAAAAGUUUAACAAUCAUCUUGUAAAAAGGGCUAGUGUGUGGAAUAAAAGGAAAUCCUGUGAGGACAGCAAGUAAUUAAAAUGCACAGGCUGGCCCUGUCCAAAGAAUGCUAUUUUUCCAUUAUUUGUUUAUUUGGUUGUAUUUUCUUUUUUCCUUUUUUGGUAUUCAAACGCAUGAUGUGAGUCCCGGUGUUUUGGAAAUAUCUCUCUGAGAUGGUUGUAGCGUCUUUAUGGAGCUGUGGACUGCCCCCAUUCGUCGGAGGAACUUAAAGGGGUGAAUUGCACAAAGGCUUCCAGUUCAUGUUCACGCACCAAAUUCCUAAGCAUUGCCUAGCAACAAUUCAGCAUAUGAAACAGAGACCAGCUCUUGGGUUGGUUGUGUGGACAGAGAGGGUUGGCUCACAAGCAGACAUCCCAACAUCGAUUAUUACAGCGUCAGUUAUGCAUUUAUUGCCAGACCUGUUAAAAAAAACAAAAAAAACAUUUCUUGAUAUUUUUUAGGGAGCUGAUGCCAGGUCUUCUGAUGAUGGGAUAGAUGGGUGGCUCACAGACCAUGGCAGUUACAGUAAUAUGCAGCCUUUGUGUUGUAGUCAGUGUUUGGUACAAUGGUGCAGUCAAACUCCUAAGCAUGUUCUAUUAAAGUUGUAUGAUUGUACAUACUGUCUCUUGUUUUAUAAUCAUUGUAAGAAAUCUUCAAAGAUAGCCCAUGAAAAUAUUGUUGUUGAUGUGAAUAUUUAUUUGGUAGCUAUUUUUGCCUUUUUUUAUUGACAUGUUUGUUUAAAAUCUAUUUUGGAAAAUUGACUUUUAGUUUUUUGUUUUUGCUGUGUUAAAUAAAGCUUGCCGUGUCUGGCACCCUUGAA
Messenger RNA from Perca flavescens (yellow perch), 3538 nucleotides. It is a transcript of the gene rnd1b, whose product is annotated as Rho family GTPase 1b. The transcript is spliced from 5 exons. The record is from RefSeq and is a predicted model, not a curated record. The coding region runs from base 133 to 831 and encodes 232 amino acids. Gene Ontology annotation, biological process: small GTPase-mediated signal transduction. Gene Ontology annotation, molecular function: GTPase activity; GTP binding. NCBI's taxonomy places the organism in Eukaryota, Metazoa, Chordata, Actinopteri, Perciformes, Percidae.